AUUUCCCCAAACUACCUCCACCUCCCUUGUUUCCUCUUCAAGCCAUCCCCUUUAAUUCAUUUCCCUUUUUCUAAAACUCCUCUUUUAAUUAUUCAACGUCAGUCACGGUGCUCCAUAAAAACACAAUAUACCUUCAUUGUUUGUUUUCAGAGUUGUUGUGGUUUUCAAGUUUUAUUGUGAAGAGAAAAAAAAAGAUCGUAUGGGGAACUGUCAAGCAGCUGAGGCAGCCACCGUAGUGAUUCAACACCCGGGGAACAAGAUCGAGAGGAUUUACUGGUCUGUUAGUGCUAAUGAAAUCAUGGGUUUGAAUCCGGGUCAUUAUGUUGCACUCGUGGUGACCUCCCCGACUUUGAAGAACGAAAAUGGUACGCCGGUGAAGCAGCUCAAGCUGUUGAAACCUGAUGACACUUUGUUGAUCGGCCAUGUUUAUCGACUCGUCAGCUUUGAAGAUGUUUUGAAAGAAUUUGCUGCAAAGAAGUGCGUAAAACUUGGGAAACUGUUGAAAGGAAAUGGAGGGCUUGGGCUUGGCAUGGAGUUGAAGAGAAAGGAUUUGCCAAGAACUGCUUCCAAUAUGAAACCGAAAAUUAACUCGAAACCUGAGAACAGCAGUGAUGUUAAGGUGGAGCAGGAAGUUAAUAGAGCCGGAAGCAGCGGUGGCGGUAGGUACACGGGCAGACAUCAGGGCGGAGGUGGGCAAUGGAGGCCAGCGUUGCAGAGCAUUGCAGAGAUUGGAAUUUGAAUUGCAAUGCACAGUUGCAUAUUGCAUGCUUCUUCUGUCACUCUCUACACCAUUUCCCAGUCUCCACCAAUAAAAAGCAAGCAACUAUAUAUAUAUAUAUAUAUAUAUAUAUAUAAGCCUUUCCUUUCACUCUUUCCAACACCUUCAUGGUAUUGUUAUCUUUUUCUCGUAGAUUUUAGAGAGGUAGAGUUCGUGUUAGAUGUAAAAACCAUUUGGACUUUUAGAAGAUUACAAAUGUAAUGAUCCUUUUGUC
Molecule: messenger RNA, 992 nt
Organism: Hibiscus syriacus
Lineage: Eukaryota; Viridiplantae; Streptophyta; Magnoliopsida; Malvales; Malvaceae
Exons: 3
Coding region: 200-739 (179 amino acids)
Source: RefSeq, a predicted model, not a curated record